This is a messenger RNA of Penicillium brevicompactum, 2574 nucleotides long. Its product is annotated as chloride channel protein. The transcript has 7 exons. Gene Ontology annotation, cellular component: membrane; early endosome; Golgi apparatus. NCBI's taxonomy places the organism in Eukaryota, Fungi, Ascomycota, Eurotiomycetes, Eurotiales, Aspergillaceae. Gene Ontology annotation, molecular function: voltage-gated chloride channel activity. The record is from RefSeq and is a predicted model, not a curated record. The coding region runs from base 1 to 2574 and encodes 857 amino acids. Gene Ontology annotation, biological process: transmembrane transport; chloride transport.
AUGAGUGGUCAGGCCUCCGGUGGUGAGGGCAGGUCUUGGUCACAAUCAAGAGAUCAAGACGAACCCCAAGUGAACCGGGCAGCCGAGGGGCUACAUGAACCAAUCUCUUUCAAACGGAAAACAAAACCAAGAUCGCGCUUCAGCUUAUCCAGUCUUCUCUCCCCUACCGCUGGCGGUUCGGACACCGGUUUCAGCUCUCCCGCGCCGCAAGGUGGUCAGAACGGAGACGCAUCGCCCCUCGAUCCUUAUGCGCCGAUAGGGUUCGGUAAUGGAGCUGAUGGAUCAAAAGACGGCGGUCCGCUAGAUUGGUAUGUCGAAGGUCCGGGCAGACGUGUGGGCUACGACGACUUCACUGCCAUCGAUUGGAUCUAUGAGUACACAAAAGAGCGACAGAGGAAACGGCUACUCUACUCCAGCGGGCAAGGCUUAUUAGGACACGCUCGUCGACUUCUUGAUGCAAGCAAUGUCUGGUUGGUGUUGAUCGCCACAGGUAUUGCUGUUGGCAUUAUUGCUGCAUCGAUCGACAUCGCUACGGAUUGGCUGGGUGAUCUGAAAGGUGGAUAUUGCAAGAACGGUAGUGGGGGUGGAAAGUUCUAUUUGAACAAGAGCUUCUGCUGCUGGGGCUUGGAUGAUCACUCGAAAUGCCUUGACUGGACACCAUGGGGCAACGCACUUGGUGCAAAGUCCACAGGAGGAACAUACGCAGUUAGCUAUAUUUUCUACAUCAUGUUCUCGGUUUUCUUUGCUGCAUGUGCUUGCUUCUUGGUCAGAAACUAUGCCGUCUAUGCUCGGCACAGUGGAAUCCCUGAAAUCAAAACAGUGCUUGGUGGAACUGUUAUCCGACAUUUCAUGGGACCUUGGACCCUUGCCAUUAAAUCCUUAGGCCUAUGUCUUUCCGUCGCAUCAGGGCUGUGGCUUGGUAAAGAAGGUCCACUCGUACAUGUUGCAUGUUGUUGUGCCAACAUUUUGAUGAAACCGUUCGACAGCCUCAAUGGCAAUGAAGCACGUAAACGAGAGGUUCUGUCCGCCGCUGCCGCUGCAGGGAUUUCAGUCGCUUUCGGUGCACCUAUCGGUGGUGUGCUUUUCAGUUUAGAGCAACUAUCGUAUUAUUUCCCUGAUAAGACCAUGUGGCAAAGUUUUGUCUGCGCCAUGGUUGCGGCUGUGACUUUACAAGCCCUAAAUCCAUUCCGAACAGGGAAGAUUGUGCUGUACCAGGUCACGUACACUCGAGUCUGGCAUCGCUUCGAAAUUAUUCCUUUCAUCAUACUGGGCAUCAUAGGUGGUCUUUAUGGUGCCUUCCUUAUCAGACUGAACACAAGGAUUGCCAAGUGGAGGCGAGCUCGAACCUCUUCCCGGCCGAUCCUUGAAGUGGUGGUCGUGGCUCUAAUCACGGCUUUGGUGAACUAUCCCAAUCAUUUCAUGCGAGCUCAGAACUCGGAGCUAGUCCAGUCACUGUUCGCAGAAUGUAGCCCAACCACUUACGAUCGAUUUGGUCUUUGUGCCACAGGAUCUGCAUCUAUCGGCGUGGCAAUCUAUCUCGUUGUGGCCGCGCUGCUAGCAUUUUUCUUGGCUUCUUUGACAUUUGGACUCGAGAUCCCUGCCGGUAUCAUUCUUCCUUCAGUUGCCAUUGGUGCUCUUUAUGGGCGUGCUUUGGGCAUCAUUGUUCGCAUGUGGCAAGAAGCCUACCCGAAAGCGUUCUUAUUUGCGAAAUGCGAGCCAGAUGUCCCAUGUGUCACACCUGGGCUAUACGCUAUCAUUGGGGCUGCUGCUGCUCUUGGAGGUGCCACUCGAAUGACUUUGUCUAUCGUUGUAAUCAUGUUCGAGUUGACUGGUGCAUUGACAUACGUCAUUCCAAUCAUGAUUGCUGUCAUGCUAUCAAAGUGGUGCGGUGACAUCUUCGGAAAGCGAGGUAUCUACGAGUCAUGGAUCCGAUUGAAUGAUUAUCCUUUCCUUGAUCAUCGUGAUGACACUACACCACCAGAUGUGUCUGCCCAUCGUGUUAUGACAACAGUCGAUGAUAUCAGCAUCAUCACUGCGACCGGUCACACUAUUGCCUCAAUCCGCACUCUUCUGGCAAACACCACGUACCGCGGAUUCCCCGUUGUGUCUGAGACAUCAAGUCCUAUCUUGCUGGGCUACAUCACUCGCAAUGAGCUCUCUUUUGCUUUGAAAUAUUCAACUUCUCCCUCCACCCGCAAUCUCUCUAAUGAGACGCAGGUCUUUUUUUCUCACCAACCAUUUGCAGACCCUGUUGAUACACUUGAUCUGCGGCCUUGGAUGGACCAAACGCCUAUCACGCUGAACAGUAAUAUCACUUUCUUGAUUGUGCUGCGAAUGUUCCAACGUCUGGGCUUGCGCUAUGUCUUAUUUGCCAAUAAAGGCAUUCUCCAAGGGUUACUGACCAAAAAAGACGUUUGGUCUGUGCUUAACGGUGUUGAGUUUCGCCGUGAAGAAGCCCUUCGAAACGAUGAGUUCCGGGAUUUCCAGGAUCGUCAUGAGGCCGAGGAAGUUGGCUUACUCGAUGGGAAUGCUAGAUCCAGUAUCGGCAGCUCUUUAAGGCGAGACUCUCUUUGA